CUGAAACGAAUAAUCCCUGGGGGAUUAAUUUUAUAACUUAUUAUUAUUGCAUAAAACUUGUUAUAUAACACCCCCACAUUAUUAGGCUUCUUGUCAAUGACACAGAAGGGGCUUCACAGUCCUUUAUCAUUUGAGCAGUAAAAUACGAGCCAAGGAAAUCUUUUCAAUAUGGCCACUAAUUGGCAAAUGAUAAGGAAAGCGGUCGGCUCGAUUAUAAUGUUUAUAAUGUUCCAUGUUUCUAAUACGGAGAUUUGCACCAAGUCGAUUUGCGAGUACGAGUUUGUUGUGCGGGAGACGAAGACCAUGAUGUACUCCGCGGACGCUAAUAAUGCGUACCAAGUGAAACUCGAAGACGACGGUUCCUUGUCUCUACUUGCCACUCCACAUGGCUUUCACAGGACGGUACCAAACAUUAGUAUUCCUUUGGACAAGGUGCACACUGUUGACGGCAUCAAUAGAACAAUCAUUACUAUCAACGACCAGUUCCCAGGUCCGACUAUUGAGGUCACUGAAGGGGCCGAGGUUGUAGUGACAGUCGUCAAUCACCUGUUAAAAGAAGGCGUGACUAUUCACUGGCAUGGAGUGCACAUGCGCAGUAACCCAUGGAUGGAUGGAGUCGCGUACAUAAGCCAGUGUCCAAUCCAGGUCAAGCAAUCUUUCCAGUAUCGAUUUAUCGCUGACCCCCCGGGGACGCAUUGGUAUCAUUCGCACUUUGAGCUCCAGAAAUCUGACGGGCUUUACGGUGCACUAAUCAUUCACAGAUCGCUGCCCCGCCUGCCGUAUCACGUCAUCACUUUGAGUGACUGGUUUCCAUGGCACUCCACUGAAAUAGAGAUUUCAAACCCACUGCGAAUAACACGGAAAGGAUAUGGGGAUAUCUUCUAUGCCGAUGAGAAACGCAGUUAUAUGUUUGACUGGACGAUUGAAAACCCCUUGCACUAUUGGUCGGGUUUAGUGAAUGGAAAAGGUCGCCAUGGCAACAACACUGCACCGCUCAGCAUCUUCAGGGUCAAACCGGGAUCAACAUACCAACUGCACGUGAUCAACACGGGACUCGUCUAUCCGUACAGAUUUGCCAUAGACCAGCAUCAGCUGACAGUGGUUGAAAGUGAUGGCCAUCGCGUCAAACCCGUCACUGUAGAUUCUGCGAUUAUCUUCAACGGCGAGUCCUACGUGUUCGAGUUCAAAGCGAAGACAAAGCCCACACACACUCGCUACUGGAUGAGGGGAGUGAACUUCCGGACGGGCGUUGGACCAGGUGCUCCCCCAGAUGGCUGGGUUUGGGACGCGAGGGCCGUACUCCAGUAUGAAUCAGAAGACAGUCGGGAGGACCCGAUGACGGAAGAAAAAGCAUGUAGCGAAGAGUCCCCCUGUGUGGUACUGAACUGUCCGUGGAGAAUCUACAGCAAGGUCUGGUUUCCACACCACACCUGUAUCCCCGUAUCAGACCUACGCUUGGACAAAACAUACUACGAUCCCGAAGUCAUUGACAAUCAGCCCGAGCGCAACGACGACGUGCACGAAGUCUUUCUCAAUUUUGGCUUCCCAAUUGGCUCCUCUGUCAACGCGCGAAGGUUCAUUAGUCCCCGGGCCCCGCUCUUCCAAGACCCUGACACGUGGGGACUCACGGACUGCGCGAAGGCGUGUUCGGACGAAGGCUGUUGGUGCACCCACGUGGUUGAACUCCCACCAGGGAAGACAAUCCAUCUAGUGCUGAACUCCUACAACAAUGCAAAACUCAGUCAUCCCGUCCACGUCCAUGGCCACAGCUUCCAGGUGUUGAAGAUCGGCUACCCCAUGCAGAACGAGACGACCGGUCAAAUCUUCGGCAUCAAUCCCGACAUCACUUGCGACAACGACUUCUGUAGCCGACAGAGAUGGUCCGCGGGGCAGCCCAAGGAUCUCAAUUUCGACAACCCCCCUCUAAAGGACACGGUGGUUGUCCCAUCGUUCGGUUACACGGUCGUGAGACUCAGUAAAGAGAAUCCAGGCUAUUGGUUCGUUCAUUGUCACGUGGGAAAUCACAUGACCGAGGGUAUGGCGCUGAUACUGAAUGAGUCGUUUGCCAAGCAACCUCCCGCCCCGCCUGCAUUCCCUACUUGUCAGCAGUUCUCUCUCGGGCAGAGUGCCUUCCAGGAUAUGCUAAAAAGCAAUGAAAAGUGUCUUGAUGGAGUUUGUACUGCGCAUGCCCAUCUUGUGACCAAGACGAGGAAUGACGAGUAUUGUGAGGUCCUGGUGGGUCACGUGACCGCUAUCCUUGUUGUCCUCAUUCUAUUGGUUGUGCUGAUGCUAGUGGUAACUGUCGUCUGCACCUGUUUACUUGUCAAACAGAGAAAGGGAAGUGACAGUGCAGUCAUCUUUAGUUCUUCAAAAGGAGUACAUUUGUGACUUUAUAAUUUUCUUCACAAUAUGACUUAUCUAAAGGUACUAAUACGAGCAAAAAUAAUUCAAAAUUGUUUCGCAACAUAAACGGUGCAAGCUGAAUAAGUUUGUUUCAGAAAGUAGAAGGUCGUUCUACCUUAUUCAACAAAGCUUGUGAAUGUUGCGCGUACUACCACAAAGAACCAGGUUUUCUCGUAGCAAAAUGACGUCAACACAACUCAAGCCACACUGACGCUUGUGAUUGGUUGAGACAAGUUGGAUGGUAUUGUUGCUGAUAUUACCGUACCUUAAGCUAAAUAACCGCCUCUUUGAUAACUAUGCAUAAUACUCAAGGUACUUUUCGUAUUCAUUCGCCAAUCAAAAGUUAGGCAUUCUGUCAGGGAACAUCCUAAAUGGUGCACAUUUUUAGGAAUUUGUGUGUGUGAAUCAGAAAGCAAAUUCCAUAACAGAAAAAAAAACAGAACCUCCAUAUUAUGGAGGAAGUCUCCCUCCCCACGCUUUCAACGAAAAGUUACAUCCGCUCUUUCAACGAGAGAACAGACAAACUUGCCAAGUCUAAAAUAUUUCUAUAAUAUAAUUUUACACGUAGACCUCGAGUUUGAAGACGCUAUUAUUUUUCUGAAUUAUCAGUUUCUUUGUCAAAUGUAACUAUUGUAUAUUUUGCUUUUACUGAGUUGGUUAAGUGAUCGAAUGCGAAUUACUAAUUGAAUAGCAGUCAAACAGCGAAUUCUUCAGUCAAGGUCACUGGGGCAACCAACACGAGUGAACAAAAAUAAUCUUUUGAGCACGGGCUUUCGGAUGGUUUCACAAAUAUAUUUAGUAAUGUCUUUUUUGUUUUAAAUAAAAAUAUUCCCACCUCAA
Nematostella vectensis (starlet sea anemone) is the source of this 3243-nucleotide messenger RNA. RefSeq names its product L-ascorbate oxidase-like. The record is from RefSeq and is a predicted model, not a curated record. Gene Ontology annotation, molecular function: oxidoreductase activity; copper ion binding. The transcript has 11 exons. Bases 169 to 2388 code for a protein of 739 amino acids. Gene Ontology annotation, cellular component: plasma membrane. NCBI's taxonomy places the organism in Eukaryota, Metazoa, Cnidaria, Anthozoa, Actiniaria, Edwardsiidae. Gene Ontology annotation, biological process: iron ion transport.